AUGGCGUUUGCUGGGACAAAUAUUAGUUUGUCCCAGCCGGAUAUCACGCAGAAACUAACGGAGCGCAUAGAUGACCUGAAGCAAAAAAUCGCUGCUUGGGGGAAGCGGAUUCGACGAUUUAGCGAGAGGUCCAGGCGGUUCAACCAAAAUCGUCUCUUCCAGAGUGAUCAGAAGAGGCUCUAUAAAUCAUUGGAGCGACCAGAGGUAUGUGGAGCGGGCCCAGGACCGGAUCAGGCUGACACUGUCGCAUUCUGGCGUGGCCUGUGGUCAGAGCCCGUAAACCACAGCGAGGGCCCUUGGAUGGAAGUUGUGGCGAGCCAGAGUGCAAGUGUUACGCCUAUGGACCCCGUCACCAUAACGCCUGAAGACGUGGCUGAGGCGGUCCGUAGGGCCCCGAACUGGAAAAGUCCGGGGCUCGACGGGCUGCAUCAUUACUGGCUGAAGGGGUUCGUAGUGUGUCACGCUGUGCUCGCCCGACAGUAUCAAGAGGCUCUCGACCAGAAGUCGCUCCCGAGCCUCUUCACUACUGGGAUCACUCACUUGGUUCCUAAAGAUCAGGAUACCACAGACCCGAGCAAAUACCGCCCCAUCACGUGUCUCGGAUGCAUUGCUUUUUUUGCUGAGCUGGAGCCGUCUAUCCCCGUCACGGAACAAAACCUGGCAGACCGAGUUCGGUACAUCAUGCGCUCGAAAAUAUUUGAUGAUGCCGAACUCGAACGACUACGACGUGAGGCUAUUCCGUCGUCGAAUGAAUCGGCUAUGGCUGGAGAUGCAGCUCCACAUUCGACAGACCAGCAUCCACACGUGGAAGCCGCCAUGGAUCUUCCAGUUGUGGUUGAUUCGAACGACGAUGAAAUAGUCUCCCACGAACUAGAGCAAAUGAGGAGUAUAUUGGAAGAGGCGAUUUUGGAAACGCGCAGCACCCCUCUCGAAAAUCGGCCGCGACUUCCCCGCAUACCCUUAAGCAAGCGAAAUCGGGCUGUCGUGAGGGCUCUUAACCCAAUGCUGGUGACCUAUUUGGAAACCAGCCGGGACCUUUGCGAGACGGACUCGAUUCUCUUUGGCGCCGCAGUGGCAGUUUGCCGUAUUAUUGGCGCCAAACUUCCCAUGGCUGGACGCGCUACUACACAAAGUAACGCCAACCCAGCCUGGAGGAAAAGAAUCGAGGACCGUAUCGCAAAGGCAAGGGCCCUUAUCGGCAGACUGACAAGCUUCAGGUCGGGUAAUAAUAGACCGAGGAUUAUGCGCACCGUUAGGAUGGCGUUUGCUGGGACAAAUAUCAGUUUGUCCCAGCCGGAUAUCACGCAGAAACUAACGGAGCGCAUAGACGACCUGAAGCAAAAGAUCGCUGCUUGGGGGAAGCGGAUUCGACGAUUUUCCGAGGGGUCAAGGCGGUUCAACCAGAAUCGUCUCUUCCAGAGUGAUCAGAAGAGGCUCUAUAAAUUAUUGGAGCGACCAAAGGUAUGUGGAGCGGGCCAAGGACCGGAUCAGGCUGACAUUAUCGCAUUCUGGCGUGGCCUGUGGUCAGAGCCCGUAAACCACAGUGAGGGCCCUUGGAUGGAAGUUGUGGCGAGCCAGGGUGCGAGUGUUACGCCUAUGGACCCCAUCACCAUAACGCCAGAAGACGUGGCUGAGGCGGUCCGUAGGGCCCCGAACUGGAAAAGUCCGGGGCUCGACGGGCUGCAUCAUUACUGGCUGAAGGGGUUCGUAGUGUGUCACGCUGUGCUCGCCCGACAGUUUCAAGAGGCUCUCGACCAGAAGUCACUCCCGAGCCUCUUCACUACUGGGAUCACUCACUUGGUUCCUAAAGAUCAGGAUACCACAGACCCGAGCAAAUACCGCCCCAUCACGUGGGCGAAAGGGGGAGAAACUGGAUGUUUGGCGUAUCGGGCUAGGAUGCAUCGUCUUUUUGCUGAGCUGGAGCCAUCUUUAACCGUCACAGAGCAAAACCUGGCAGACCGAGUUCGGUAUAUCUUGCGCUCAAAUAUAUUUGAUGUCGCCGAACUCGAACGGCUACGACGUGAGGCUGUUCCCUCGUCGGAUGAGAAUGCUACGGCUGAGGAUGCGGCGCCACAAAUGGUAGAGCAACCCGCAAACGUGGAUGCCGCCGUGAAUACCCCAGUUGUGGUUGAUUCAAACGAUGAUGGAACAGUCGCCCAGGAACUGGAAUUAGAGCAUAUGAGGAGUACAUUGGAAGAGGCGAUUGUGGAAACGCGCAGUACGCCUCUCGAAAAUCGACCGCGACUUCCCCGCAUAGCCCUAAGCAAGCGGAAUCGGGCUGUCGUGAGGGCUCUGAACCCAAUGCUGGUGACCUAUUUGGAAGCCAGCCGGGACCUUUGCGAGACGGACUCAAUUCUUUUUGGCGCCGCGCUGGCAGUCUGCCGUAUCAUAGGCGCCAAGGUUUCCACGGCUGGACGCGCUACUGGCCAUAGUAGCGCUAUCCCAGCAUGGAGAAGAAGAAUUGAGGAACGUAUCGCAUAG
Molecule: messenger RNA, 2481 nt
Organism: Parnassius apollo (apollo)
Lineage: Eukaryota; Metazoa; Arthropoda; Insecta; Lepidoptera; Papilionidae
Source: the annotation of a GenBank genome assembly